This is a messenger RNA of Oryctolagus cuniculus (rabbit), 6724 nucleotides long. The record is from RefSeq and is a predicted model, not a curated record. Lineage: Eukaryota; Metazoa; Chordata; Mammalia; Lagomorpha; Leporidae.
GAGGGAGGUGGGUUGUGGGGAGCAACUCAGACUAGACUGUUACUGGAAUUAAGACUUAUUCUAUGCAUCUGCUCUCCCACAAUAUGGCACUGGGAGAGGAGGAAACAGCUUCUACACAGCUGCCUCCAGUUCAACCAAUAAACAGCAGGACCUGCUCCUGAUUGGAGGAGAGCAGCGUACUCGGCGUGUGGGUAGCAGAGUUGGGAUUGGUGGAAGAGGACUAUAAAGGAGGAGAGAGACAACAUGCACCAGGAACAUCUAUCUGAAGGAACACCUGAGCAGCCCCCGAGAGAGCCGGCCGGCGGUGUGCCACUCCCCCGCGGAAGUGGGGAAAGUGGCAGGGGGAACCGCCCUUCCACGGAGGUGGAAGGGAUGGUAGCCAACCCGGGAAGAACCAGCAGCAAACCCGGGGAGGGCCGAGCAGGCAAAAGAACAGCGCAGGGUCCUGUGUCGUUCCUCCAUGAAGAGGGGGAGCGACAUAAUGGUGCCGUGACUCGGAUGGGAAGCCUAGGCAGGGUUUAGUGUCGUUCCUCCGCGAAGAGGGGGAGCGACAGUGGGUGCUGACACAGGUGUGUGUGGGAGGUGAGCACUGACACAGGUGUGUGUGGGAGGUGGCACUGACACAGGUGUGUGAGGGAGGUGAGCACUGACACAGGUGUGUGUGGGAGGUGAGCACUGACCCAGGUGUGUGUGGGAGGUGAGCAGUGACGCAGGUGAGUGUGGGAGGUGAGCAGGUGUGUGUCGGAUGUGGGGACUGAUGCAGGUGUGUGUUGGCCAUUUUUCCUGCCCCUCUAAGUGGUUUGUUUUCCAGUUCAGUUUUCUUUUAUUUGAAAACUGUACUGAGCUCUCGGAGUUCUUUUUGUCUAGAAGCCCGUGGGGAAGUGGAGUCCAGUGUUCCGGUUGAGGAGCAUCCCACUGGGUCAGGCCGGGCGGCACCGAGUGGGUGGAGUACCAGUCCCCCUGGCUGUGAAUGGGGCCGGUCCCCCCGGGUGCUGACCUGGAAUCUGUGGCAGCAGAGUGGUGCGGUCCAGCCCAGGGCCACACAGUCCCGGGGCCCAUGGCAGGCUCUGCAGCCUGUUGGGCUGGGGGGACCCCACACCGCGCCUGCUCAGGGACCACUGCUGAGACGUCUCUGGGCUUCGGUCUUCACUGUGGAGUGGCAGGGAUGACGGCAGGGUGUCAGGGUUCCGUGAUUGGGAGCAGCUGCUCACACGUGCUAAAUGCUGGCAGUCCUGGCGCUGUUGGAAGUUGGCGUAGAGCCCGGAUCCCUGCGUGUUUCUCACCUGGCACUCUGGGGUCAGUGGAAGAGUCAGGACUGUUGAGGUCCUCCGAUGGUGCAGUCUGAAUCCUGUGGUCACUUGCUAAAUUGUGCAGCUUUGCCACCUGCAUGCCACUUGGCUACUGCAAGUUGGUUUGCUGGUACCAGGUUGUUCCCCUGAAAUACAGCAACGGUCAGCAGACUUAGCUCGGUUGUUUUCAAAGAAAUCCUUUUAAAGAGUUUAGCGUGGGAGCAGGUGCUGGGGUACAGGGUGCCUGGGGUGAGCCCCUGCUCCUGUGUUUCACACGCAGCUUCCUGCUGAUGUGUACCUGGGAAGCGGCAGGGGAGGGCUCAAGUGCCUGGGACAGGGGAGACCAGGAUGGAGUCGCUGGCUCCUGGCUCUGUGUUGUCCCAGCCCCUGCUGUUCCUGGCAUUUGGGGAAUGACCCCAUAGAUGGGAGAUCUCUCUCUGUCUCUGAGCGAUUUUACCUUCCAAAUAAAUAAAAUAAAGUAAAUCUUAGAAAAAAAGGUAAGCUGCUUAGCCCAGGUGCUGGCACGCAGAAGCAGCUGAAUGAGGAGAACACAGUGGCUGAGCAGUGGGCACGGGGGCUUUGCCCCCAGGGGUGUGGACUGUCCGUUCUCAUCUCUGACUGGUUAGGACAUGUGUAUGUGUGAGGGGCUGUUGGGUCUGUAUGACCUGAGUGUGUGUGUGUGUGUGUGUGUGUGUGUGUCUGUGUUUGUCACGUGUUUUCCUUUGGGCUUCUGGUGGACAGUGUCUCGUUACUGAUCUGCUUCCACGUGCACGGGUUAACUGUGGUCACCUGGAGCUGUGUCCUCUUCCUUGGGAACGGGCAGCCUCCUGCUGCGGCUGUUGCCAUGGCAUGCCAGCGUUUCACCUGUGUGGGUCUGACUGUUGGUACCCCCUGGUAAACUUGUGAUGUGUGCCUGAUGUUCGCUGAACCCUUCCAGAAUCGUGAUAGCAUGUCAGUGUUGUCUCCACAAUUGGAUGCAUGAGUGAGACUGUGCUGUGUCUCUGCUCUUGCUUAACAGAGAAUCUCUUAACACUGACCCACUUUGGUAUUUUAUUUUAUUCUUCAGUAAUAUUCAAUAAUAUUGGUUUUUAUUUUAUUUAUUUGGAAGGCAGAGAGAGAAAGAGAUCUUCUGUCCACUGGUUCACUCCCUAAGUGGCUGCAACGACUUGGGCUUGGCCAGGCUGAUGCCAGGAGCCGUAACUCCCAAGUGGUUGGCAGGGGCCAGGCACUUGGGCCAUCUUCUGCUGCCUUUUGGGGCCGCAUAGGAAGCAGAGCAGCCAGGACUUGAACUGGUGCCUGAUAAGGAAUGCCAGCAUCAUAAGCAACUGCCUGACCUGCUGUGGUACCAUGGUGGCUCUAGUAUUCUAUUUUGAAUAUUUUUUUUAAGGAUUCAUUCAUUUAUUUGAAAGGCAGUGUUAGAGGAAGAGACACACAGAGAGAGAGAGAUCUUCCAACUGCUGGUUCGCUCCCCAAGCAGCCCCAGCAGCCAGGACUGAGCCAGGGUGAAGCCAGGAGCCGGGAGCUGCAUCUGGGUCUUCCCUGUGGGUGUCAGGGCCACAGGCACACCAGCCGUCUUCCACUCCUUUUCCAAGGCUGCUAGCAGAGAGCUGGAUUGGAAGUGGAGCAGCCGGGACACGAAGUGGCGCCCACGUGGGAUGCCAGUGUUGCAGGCAGCGGCUUUACCCAUCACGCUACAUUGCUGGGCCUGUAUUUUGAGUUUGUGAGGCCUUGAGUUUUACUGGCUGAUCAACAUUUGAUGAUUACUUCUGGCCGUUGAACUCUGCACAGUGAUCUUACACCAGGAGGUGGUGCUGUAGGAUUAUCAUCUGAGAAUCAGCUGUUUCGUGCUGCACAGAACUGUAGGCGUCAUUCGGUACAACACCCUUUGGUGUUUUCUGUUUUUUGAAAUUUACAGUGUAGUCAUGUAGUUCAAAUCCAUUAUUCCUUUUUUACUUCCGUCCUGCUCAAGUAAUACCGCUCUUGGAUAUUUCAGGCAUCCCUCCCCUCCCCUGUUCUGUCUGUGGCGUGUCCUAAGCCAGUUGGCAAGUCUGAAUUUUCCAGCCACCUUCCUUGGCAUGCAUGCAUGACUCGAGGGAAAGAGUGCUGCGCGGGCUGGCCGCACGCUGGCUCCGCACCCCCAGCCCUGUUCUGGUCCCCGGGGACCAGCAGCGUCCUGUUCUCCCCAUUCUCAGAUACCAUCGUUAACGAUUGCUGGGAUGAUGUUGAAACACAUCCUGGUUUUUAGUUUAUUUUCUCGUGAAUCUUUGUUUUGACUGUUUUCCUGUCCGUAUCCAUAGCAGUCAUUGCCUUGGUUUUUCUGCCAAUUCAGCAGCUUCUGGGGGAAGAUCAGAACUUUAGAUCUUUAGCUGUGAAGCCGAGUUACUUGUAAUCACUCUCCCAGCUGCUUCCAGUGGAUCCCUCUUUGCUGCCCGGUGGUUCUUUUUUGCCCACUGGUUUUUACCACCAGAGAAGCCCCCAAGAUUUCCCAUGUAGGAGAAAGGCCACCGUGUUCUGAAUUUGCUUUACUGUGUGUGCUGCUUGUUUCGCACUGUUCAUGGCUGUUCAGUUCCAACCUGCUGUACUGUGGUUACAUUUAUUAACAGGUUAACAUAGGGUUGACAUUUGGUGGUUAAGAUGCCUGUUGGGACACCUGCACCCCCUAGUGGAGUGCUUGGGCUCCGGCUCUUGCUCCUGGCUCUGCUUCUGGUCUGGCUUCCAGCUACUGCACACCUGGGAAACGAGAGGUAGUGGCUCAAGUGUCAGGGUUUCUGCCACCCACGUGGGAGACCCAGAUUGAGUUCCUAGCUCUUGGCUUUGGGAUAUGAACUUGCAGAUGGAAGAUUUUUCUAUGUUUAUUGUGGUCACCUGUCUCACUGCCUUUCAAAUACAUAAAAAUUUAAAAAUCACUAAAGUAUUUCUUAAUCUUUUUCAAAGAAUGUGUAUUAGGCAGUCAUGGAAAUUCUUCCUUGUAGGUUUUCUGUGCCCAUCUCGUGCCCUGCUGUCACUGUGCGAGCAUUUGUGCCCGUCGCCUGUGCUGCGACUGUCGCUGUGUGAGCAUUUGUGCUGAUUUCCUGUUCCCAUCUCAUGUGCUGCCGGCUGUCACUUUGUGAAUGUUUGUGACUGUCACUGUGUGGGUGUCUAUGAUGGCUUCCUGUGCUUGUCUUGUGUCCUGCCGGCUGUCAAUGUGUAAGCGUUCUACCUGUUUUGUACCCGUCUCAUGUCCUGCAGGCUGUCACUGUGUCAGCAUUUCUGCCUGUUGUUCUGCCCAUCUCAUAUCCUGCAGGCUGUCACUGUGUCAGCGUUUCUGCCUGUUCCUCUGCCCGUCUCAUGUCCUGCAGGCUGUCACUGUGUCAGCGUUUCUGCCUGUUCCUCUGCCCGUCUCAUGUCCUGCAGGCUGUCACUGUGUCAGCGUUUCUGCCUGUUGUUCUGCCCAUCUCAUAUCCUGCAGGCUGUCACUGUGUCAGCGUUUCUGCCUGUUCCUCUGCCCGUCUCGUGUCCUGCCGCUGUCACUGUGUCAGCGUUUCUGCCUGUUCCUCUGCCCGUCUCGUGUCCUGCCACUGUCACUGUGUCAGCGUUUCUGCCUGUUCCUGCGCCCAUCUCGUGUCCUGCAGGCUGUCACUGUGUCAGCAUUUCUGCCUGUUCCUCUGCCCGUCUCAUGUCCUGCAGGCUGUCACUAUGUUAGUGUUUCUGCCUGUUCCUCUGCCCGUCUCGUGUCCUGCCACUGUCACUAUGUUAGUGUUUCUGCCUGUUUCUCUGCCCAUCUCGUGUCCUGCCGCUGUCACUGUGUCAGCGUUUCUGCCUGUUCCUCUGCCCGUCUCGUGUCCUGCAGGCUGUCACUGUGUCAGCAUUUCUGCCUGUUCCUCUGCCCGUCUCAUGUCCUGCAGGCUGUCACUGUGUCAGCGUUUCUGCCUGUUCCUGCGCCUGUCUCAUGUCCUGCCGCUGUCACUGUGUCAGCGUUUCUGCCUGUUCCUCUGCCCGUCUCAUGUCCUGCAGGCUGUCACUGUGUCAGUGUUUCUGCCUGUUCCCGCGCCUGUCUGCGGAGGGCACGUGUGUAUUCUGUGCAGUACUGUGCUGAGAGCAUGCUCACGAUGUCUGCCAUGAAGUAGCCCUUCAGCAGAUAAUGGGCAGCCAAGGACAGUCUCGUGAGCGCUUUAGGAGCUGGGCCACAAGUGAACUGUUGGAAGCACUUCAGAGCGAUCCCUUGGAUGAGGGAAGAUGUGGGUGAGAAGGACCUUUGUGAGAUGAGGGAGAAAGCCAUGAAUGUGGUACUGGAAGGGUAGGGCUUUAGAGUGGGUAACUCACCCGUGGGAGCUGCUGGGUCCCCGGCUUCUGGUGUCAAGGAACACUGUGAAUUUUGUACCCACUCAUGGGACACUUGACUUGUCCCUUGUUGUGCUCAUUAUAAACACUGCAGGAGAGCUUACAAGAAUGCUUGUCCAACUGUAUGAGGAACAGUGAGUGUCUUUAAAUUUCCUGUAUGUCCUGAGCCCAUGCUUGCGUAAAGUAGAAUAUGAAUAGACGACCAGGCAUAAAGUGAUUUGUGAACAGCUGUAGAAGUGUCCCAGUCUCUUAACUUCCGCCCUCUGUCCCAGUGCGGACACGUGAAAUUGACCCGCUGAAGCGCCCGGAGCCACUCCCCGGGGAGCACGUGCAGUGCUCUGGGUGCUGCAGGAGACUCGGGUCCCACCCAGCUCCAGUGCCGCGAAGCCCCUCUCAGCCCUAUUGCUUGCUUCCAGGGCUUUCGGCUUUGUGUUUUUAAACAGCGAGCUGCAGGAUGAGCUGGCUUUUAAAUCCAGUUUUGAAUGGCACUCAGAGUUUCAGAUUGAAUUCUGGAUUCUGAAUUAGGGACGCUCAGUUGGGUGAUCCAUGCAAAGACCCCCAAAUCGAGGAAACCCUUACUUGCAAUGUGUCUGGUCCCAGACCUUUGGGGAAGGAGACGCUCAGCCUGUGUGACCACCUCCAGGCCAAAAGGCACUGGCUGAGGUUCGGUGUUUCUGAUUGUGGAAAAGACAAAAUAUAAAUUGAUGGCUGAUAAUUUAGUGCAUUUGUCUCAGUUCAGACAGCAGUUCUGUGUUUAAUGAGGGAGAACAGUGGAAGCUUUUCAUUUAAAAUCAGGACGGAGGUAACUGUUGCCAUAACUGCUGAAUGAUAUUGUGUUAGUAGCUUUCAGCAUGGAGGAAUAACAAGCCCCCGUGUUAGACAAGUGAAAGAAAUAGCAGGUGUAAAAAUUAGAGUAGGGGCCAGCACUGCGGUACAGUGGGUUAAAGCCCUGGCCGGCAGUGUCAGCAUCCCGUAUGGGCACCGGCUCGAGCCCUGUUACAGAGGGAGUCUGCAUUUCUCUGUGGGCUUUGUAGUGGCUGCUCAGGGAAGGACGGGCAAGGGUGGUCCUGCAAGCGUCUUCAACCUGAAAGCUCGAGAAUCUUUUUGGUGUUUUU